This is a messenger RNA of Striga hermonthica, 774 nucleotides long. NCBI's taxonomy places the organism in Eukaryota, Viridiplantae, Streptophyta, Magnoliopsida, Lamiales, Orobanchaceae. The record is from the annotation of a GenBank genome assembly.
AUGAUUGGUUAUGGAGUAUACCUAUUUGUGGAGUACAAGAAUGCUGCUUCUGCUGACGGUGAUGCCGCGUUUCCCCCCUCGGGUGAGGAGAUUGUACGGCUCGGUCGGCCCAUGCUUUUAGCGGUGUCUCUGGCCGAUAGCAUUAUUGACAAACUUCCUAAGGCUUGGUUUAUAUAUCUUUUCAUUGGCACUGGUGCAGUUAUUCUGUUUAUUGCUUGUUGUGGUUGCAUUGGAACUGCUACACGGAAUGGGUGCUGCCUGACUUGUUUUUCAGUACUGGUGAUCUUGUUAAUAUUGAUAGAGCUGGGGUUGGCUGCAUUUAUAUUCUUUGACAAGAGCUGGAAACAGGAAAUUCCAACUGACAAAACUGGAAAUUUCGAUACGAUAUAUGAAUUUCUGGAGGGGCACUGGAAAAUUAUCAAGUGGGUGGCUCUUGGUGUUGUCAUAGUAGAGGCCCUUAUAUUUUUGUUAGCGCUUGUUGUAAGGGCUGCAAAUAGCCCAACAGACUAUGAUAGUGAUGAAGAAUACAUAGGUGGACCCAGGCAACAAAUCCGGCAGCCGUUGAUAAAUAGGCCAGCUGCUCCAGCCACAGGUGUCCCUGUUUCUGGUACUCUUGAUCACCGUCAAAGUAGGAACGAUGCUUGGAGUACACGAAUGAGGGAAAAGUACGGAUUGGAUACCUCGGAAUUCACAUACAAUCCAUCCGAGUCGAACAGGUACCAGCAAGCUGCAGCACAACCACCUGAGGACAAAAGUCGCUGCAUCAUUAUGUAA